Messenger RNA from Exophiala aquamarina CBS 119918, 1326 nucleotides. RefSeq lists its product as uncharacterized. The record is from RefSeq and is a predicted model, not a curated record. Lineage: Eukaryota; Fungi; Ascomycota; Eurotiomycetes; Chaetothyriales; Herpotrichiellaceae. The transcript has a single exon. The coding region runs from base 1 to 1326 and encodes 441 amino acids.
AUGCUAGUCAGAGGAGUAUUGCGGCUGACGACUCUAGUCGGUCCCAUGAUUGUCAUCCUGAUCGUCUUCCUCGUCUUCUACGAUAAAGUCCCUCUCCGGAUACCCUCUCCCCGAGCGAAAUGGACACAAUCUAAUGGCAACCCAUCAUGGAGCGAAGUCGAAACUCAAGUUUCGCAAUCACAUAACGAGAUAUUUUCGAUCUCAACGAGGAAUGGAAAAUACUUUCCCGUUGAAUUCGGCGAUGAAGAAGCAAUGAACCCGAGCAUCAUCCCGCAUCCUACUCUGGCUGAUACCUGGAUCAUUGCGGCGCAGCAUCUACGGCGAUCUGACCAGUCGUCCGCGUGGUUUACCGAACUCGUGUGUGAUGCGCAGUUCAGGAAAGGAAAGCUGUCUUGCAUCAAGCCUCCGAUGAUUCUCCCCAUCGCGGCCUCUACUGGCGACAACUGUGCUGGCGACUUGGCCUACUUUGCAUUCAACAUCGGCCCUCACGAUGCACGCGUCUUCUAUGGCCCUCAGCACGCCCUCGCCGUCUAUGGGUCUAACUCCGGGUACACGUGCUUUGGCCAGUGGGUUCAAGAUUUCAGAAUGCUUGUAGAGUGGGCCGUGGAACCAGCUAUCAAGACCGAUUUCCGGCUCGGCACUGAGAUUCGACGGCCAAGUCCCUUCGGCGCGAUAGAAAAAAAUUGGUUCCUCUUCUGGGACAAAGACGGUGAUUUCUACGUCCACUAUGAUAUCUCUCCACGCCGAAGCUUUGCCAGACUAAAUAUCGAUGGAACCGUUGGACCAGAUCUUGCACCCCUCGCAGCAGCCGGUGACCAGAACUGCAUGGCGAGGCUGAUGCCCAAGGUUGCUGGGCCCUUGGAAUCAGUCCAUCAAGCCACGAAUAGUCUGUCGCUGACACUCUGUAACCGAUCGGACAUAGUAUGCGAGCCCAAUGACGCAAAUACUUUCAUCGUGACUUUGUUUCAGCAUAAAAGCUUUUAUUACUAUCAUAGUGUGUACGAACCUUACGUCAUGCUUUUCAAGCGGACCCAGCCCUUCGAGGUGCACGGAAUUUCCUCAAAGCCGAUCUGGAUCCAUGGACGGAUCAAGGCUGGCGAGGCGAAGCGACCGGUUGGAAAGGAGUUUGAGGAGCUGGAUUCAUGGAAUCAGACUGAGAUGCUCUACGUCACUUCAAUGAGCUGGAAGACACACGGCCAAAAGUACCACGGGUAUUUGGACGAUGUUCUGUUUAUUGGGUUUGGCAUUGAGGACGAGAGGACGGGCGGAAUUGAUGUUCUCGCGGCUGAUCUCGUCAAGAAUGUCGAGCUGUGUUCUGGCUUCUGA